UACAUCGAGCAGCCACAGUGUGGUAUACCCGGCCCAUCCUCUGCUCUCGCCUAUAACGCCCCACCCGACUGGUUGUGCUUCUGUUGCCAUUUCAAAUUCCGAGUUUCUUUUAGUAGUGUCAUCAGACCCUCCACAUGCCAGAGGAUCCCCAUAACUUUUGACCACCCACGCUGUCAUGGAUUGGCGCCGAGGCCAGAACUGUUGCUUUACCACGCUAAAAGCGUCCGAUCUGUAGGAAUGAGUUGGGUCACCCACCCCCGCGGCAGUUUGUCCCAUGGCUAGGAGAGGCAGACGCUCGGCGGGGCUUUGAUCUCCUUCUUGUAUAAGAAACUAUAAUACCUGGAUACCUUAGCUGGAACCGAAUCCACCUUCCAUAGUGCAACUUGACUUCAGGGCGUCAUCAACUGGUGGCUGGGAUCAACAUGGCGCAAACCGACAAGCCUUGGACCAUUAUCGUGGGUGCUGGACCUUCUGGACUGCUUCUUGGGUUGAUGCUCGCGAAGAAGGGCGUUCCAGUCCACAUUUUGGAAGCGUCCUCGGAGUUGGAUGAUUCUCCUCGUGCAGCUUACUAUGGUCCUCCUGCCGCCUACGAGCUACGAAGGGCAGGAGUCAUAGACGACGUUCGAAAGGAAGGAUUUGACCCAGUCAAGACUUGUUGGAGGAAGCUCGACGGGACCUACCUUGCCGGAUUCGACAACAGUCUUAAUUUCGAUGACCCGGAUCGACUGGCAUGCCUCCCACUGGCCAAUCUGGACCAGCUUCUCUACAGACAUGCCAUUGCCCAACCAACGCUCAAGGUAAGUUUCAACCACAAGGUUGUCGACCUGGGCCAGGAUACAGACAAAGCUUGGGUGGAUGUGGAAACACCCGACGGCAGAAAACGGUUAGAGGCCAGUUAUAUUGUAGGAUGCGACGGGGCUUCGAGCACCGUCCGGAAGCGUUUGUUCGGGGACAAGGACUUUCCGGGAUGGACAUGGGAUAAACAGAUCGUGGCUACCAAUGUAUCCUAUCCCUUCGAAAAGUUUGGCUAUGAUGAUGCCAACUUUUUCAUCCAUCCGGAGCAUUGGCAUAUGGUCGCUCGCCUCACCAAAAAUCCCGAUGGCAGCGGAUGGUGGCGGGUUAGCUAUGGCGAGGUUUCGGGCCUGACUCGGGAACAACUGAUCGCUCGACAGCCGAUGAAGUAUGAGGCGAUGCUUCCGGGACACCCUAAGCCGGGGCAAUAUGACCUUGCAGCCAUCAGCCCUUACCGGAUACAUCAGCGGUUGGCCGAGAGGCUACGAGUUGGCCGGUUCUUGUUGGCAGCGGAUGCGGCCCAUAUCUGCAAUCCUUUUGGAGGUCUCGGCUUGACUGGGGGUAUUGUUGAUGUCGGAGGCCUGUACGAUUGCUUGAUCGGAGUGUAUGAGGGUAAAGCGGACGAGAGCAUCCUCGACAAGUAUUCCGAAAUGCGUCGCCAAAGGUUUCAGACCGUCACCGACCCUAUCUCGCAGAGCAACAUUAGGCGACUAUACGACCAGGAUCCGGAUAAGGCUUUGGAGAACGACGAGUUUCUAAAGAUGCUCAAGAGCAUUGAGAACGAUGUGGAGGCACAACGAGAAUUCAUGCGGUCUCCGAUGGCGCUCCAGUAUGACUUUACGCAGCAUUAUAAGACAGCUACAGGUAUGGGAGCAAAGGAAGAUGGCCAGGCCGCAAAGAACGGUGUCGUGACGCAGGUGACACAAGUUGCACCGAUAGGAGGAGAGUAGCCAUUGCCCGGGAGGUGGACUGGGCGCUGCAGUGGUGGAUUGAUGUCGUUCAGGUUACCAGAGGUCUAGCGAUUACCAAUGGCCUUUCUAUUGAGACUGCAGUUGCAGUUGAGAGCAGCAGGACGUUAGUGUGCAGCACAGGAGCAUCCAUGUCUAUAGGUAUACUUGAGAUACCUGCAGUGGCUGUCUGUAGUGGUGGACAUUGAUGUCUACUACCUACUACCUACUACUACUAGUACAACAUUGUAUCAGUCCCUUGGAGGUACUUUAAGGUGUGUGCGCACGUGCCGAUGGAGGCCGCAGAAUAUACUACCACUGUAG
This is a messenger RNA of Exophiala dermatitidis NIH/UT8656, 2063 nucleotides long. RefSeq lists its product as uncharacterized. Gene Ontology annotation, biological process: ubiquinone biosynthetic process. The transcript is spliced from 3 exons. The record is from RefSeq and is a predicted model, not a curated record. Bases 423 to 1742 code for a protein of 439 amino acids. Gene Ontology annotation, cellular component: mitochondrion. Gene Ontology annotation, molecular function: oxidoreductase activity; FAD binding. Lineage: Eukaryota; Fungi; Ascomycota; Eurotiomycetes; Chaetothyriales; Herpotrichiellaceae.